Frieseomelitta varia is the source of this 424-nucleotide messenger RNA. Its product is annotated as histone H4. Gene Ontology annotation, cellular component: nucleosome. The transcript has a single exon. Gene Ontology annotation, biological process: nucleosome assembly. NCBI's taxonomy places the organism in Eukaryota, Metazoa, Arthropoda, Insecta, Hymenoptera, Apidae. Gene Ontology annotation, molecular function: protein heterodimerization activity; DNA binding; structural constituent of chromatin. The coding region runs from base 57 to 368 and encodes 103 amino acids. The record is from RefSeq and is a predicted model, not a curated record.
GGCGAAAACGACACAUUUGGUUGCUGUUUUUCGACCAAGACUGAUCACGAUACACCAUGACUGGCCGUGGAAAGGGUGGAAAGGGAUUGGGAAAAGGAGGAGCAAAGCGUCAUAGGAAGGUUUUGCGUGAUAAUAUCCAAGGUAUCACCAAGCCAGCUAUACGUCGUCUUGCUCGUCGUGGUGGUGUGAAACGUAUUUCUGGAUUGAUCUACGAAGAAACGCGAGGUGUAUUGAAAGUUUUCUUGGAAAACGUUAUCCGAGAUGCGGUAACGUACACCGAGCAUGCUAAAAGAAAGACUGUGACAGCUAUGGAUGUCGUCUACGCUCUGAAGCGCCAAGGAAGAACUCUCUACGGUUUUGGUGGUUAAUUUGUGUAGUCAUCUCUGUAUUUUCAAACAAACGGCCCUUUUCAGGGCCAACAAAA